Molecule: messenger RNA, 935 nt
Organism: Naegleria gruberi
Lineage: Eukaryota; Heterolobosea; Eutetramitea; Acrasida; Naegleriidae
Exons: 3
Biological process (GO): regulation of DNA-templated transcription
Molecular function (GO): zinc ion binding; DNA-binding transcription factor activity, RNA polymerase II-specific
Source: RefSeq, a predicted model, not a curated record
AUGUUUCAUCAAGUGGAUCCUUCAUCAUCAUCAUCUCCUCCCGAUAAUAGUGAAAGUAAUGACAAACAACAGGAACAUCAGCAAAUGAAUCAAUUGACGUUUAGUGGAGAUUGCCAUCCCAUUGCAUGUAUUCGAUGUAGAAAAUUGCAUAAAAAGUGUGAUAAGAAAUUAAGUGGAUGCUCAAAGUGUUUAGCAGUCGGAUCGGAAUGUGUUUACAAUACACCACAAAAGAGAGGAAAGGGUUCUGAAUUAUAUUCAUUAAAAUCAAAGGAUAAAUCCAAGUCAUCGUCAUCAUCAUCCGAUGAUACUAUUAAGAAAAAGACUUCCGAUGAUCAGAGUAGUACCGAUAUUACAAUGACCAAUAAUGCAAAUGGUAGUGCUGGAAUAUUUACAACUAAACCCUCUCCAAUUACACCUAUGAGGGUGAUUGAGUUGUACUUUACUUUCAUUUGUGGUAUUCAUCCUCUGAUUGAGAGGGCUAAACUUGUACAUUUUGUGAAUAAUUACUUGCAUUGUUUUGAGAGAGGGGAAGAUGUUGAAUUGCUUCAUAAUGAUGGAUGGAUAAAAUCAAAGGGGGAAUUGAGAUGUAUUUAUGCUUUCUAUUUGGGUAUUUUGACAUUGAGUUCACAACUGUUGGGUGAAUUGGACUAUGUGGAUUAUAUUUUGAGAAGGGCAGAAUGUGAAAUUGCAGCACUUUCUGUGGAUCAUAUCACACAGUUUUAUUGGGGUGCCUCUUGUCACUUGAUGUUUAUGACUUGUGUCGCAGAAGGAAAUCAAAUCAAAGCAAGCUAUUAUCAUACCCUUAUUAAUUUUUAUUUGGAUAACGAAAAAACCUUGAGAAAUAGAUUUUAUGCUAGUUUAGUCCAUCACAAGACUCUAGUUUCGGCCAGAUUUAUGAAAGAAUUGAAUAAUAUGGAAAAUCUGUUGGAUAACAU